Plasmodium gonderi is the source of this 2835-nucleotide messenger RNA. RefSeq names its product heat shock protein. Lineage: Eukaryota; Apicomplexa; Aconoidasida; Haemosporida; Plasmodiidae. Gene Ontology annotation, cellular component: protein-containing complex; plasma membrane; cytosol. Gene Ontology annotation, biological process: protein stabilization; cellular response to heat; protein folding. The record is from RefSeq and is a predicted model, not a curated record. The transcript has a single exon. Gene Ontology annotation, molecular function: ATP binding; ATP hydrolysis activity; ATP-dependent protein folding chaperone. Bases 1 to 2835 code for a protein of 944 amino acids.
AUGCAAAAUGUUUACAUUGUUAACCAAAUAAAACUGAUACUAUACCUUUUUUUUGUUGGUUUCCUAAAACCAAAUGACAUUGUAGAAACUUACAAUGUAGCUCGAAGUGCCGAGAAAUUAAACUACAUAUUAAAUUACAAAAAUGCCAGUAGAUAUAAUAUAGACAAUAGGAUAAAUAAAACGUUUUUAAAAAAAAAGGAAUUUAAAGGAAAUACAUUAAAAAGCUUUAGUGAAGAUGUAAAGACAAUUAGGGAAGAUAUGACAUCAGACAGUUCUCCAGUGGAAAAAUAUAAUUUCAGAGCAGAGGUUAAUAAAGUUAUGGAUAUAAUAGUUAAUUCAUUAUAUACUGAUAAAGAUGUAUUUCUAAGAGAGUUAAUAUCGAACGCAUCGGAUGCGUGUGAUAAGAAAAGAAUAAUAAUACAAAACGAUAAAUUAAUGAAAGAAGCACAAAAUAUAGCAAAUUCAUCAGGAGUUGUAAAAACUGACAUGGAAAAAACAAUAAGCGAAGAAAAUAACAAAGAUGGAGAGGUAGAAAAUAAAGAACAAGUAGAUGAAAUAAAGGCGUUAAUAAUAAAAAUAAAACCAGAUAAGGAAACAAAAACAUUAACAAUUACAGAUAAUGGAAUUGGGAUGGACAAAAAUGAAUUGAUAAAUAACUUAGGAACAAUAGCUCAAUCAGGAACUGCCAAAUUUUUAAAACAAAUUGAAGAAGGAAAAGCAGAUAGUAACCUAAUUGGACAAUUUGGUGUUGGAUUUUAUUCGUCUUUUCUUGUAUCAAAUAAGGUAGAAGUUUUUACAAAAAAAGAAAACAAAAUUUUUAGGUGGUUUUCCGAUCUUAAUGGUAGUUUUAUGGUUAACGAAAUAAAAAAAUAUGAACAAGAAUAUGAAGAUAUUAAAACAAGUGGAACAAAAAUUGUUUUACAUUUGAAAGAAGAAUGCGAUGAAUAUUUAGAGGAUUAUAAGUUAAAAGAAUUAAUCAAAAAGUAUUCUGAAUUUAUUAAAUUUCCAAUUGAAAUAUGGUCAGAAAAAAUUGAUUAUGAAAGAGUUCCAGAUGAUUCAGUAUCUUUAAAAGAUGGAGAUAAAAUGAAAAUGAAAACUAUAACAAAAAGAUAUCAUGAAUGGGAAAAAAUUAAUGUGCAAUUACCAAUAUGGAAACAAGAUGAAAAACAACUAACUGAAAAUGAUUAUUAUAGUUUUUAUAAAAAUACCUUUAAAGCAUAUGAUGAUCCGUUAGCAUAUGUUCACUUUAAUGUAGAAGGACAAAUUUCAUUUAACUCUAUUUUAUACAUACCUGGAUCUCUCCCAUGGGAACUGAGUAAAAAUAUGUUUGAUGAAGAAUCAAGAGGAAUUCGAUUAUAUGUCAAAAGAGUUUUUAUAAAUGAUAAAUUUUCCGAAUCUAUACCACGAUGGUUAACCUUUUUAAGAGGUAUAGUAGACAGUGAAAAUUUGCCCUUAAAUGUUGGAAGAGAAAUUUUGCAAAAAUCAAAAAUGCUUUCCAUUAUUAAUAAAAGAAUUGUCUUAAAAAGUAUUAGUAUGAUGAAAGGUUUAAAAGAAACAGGAGGAGAAAAAUGGAAUAAAUUUUUAAACACUUUUGGAAAAUACCUAAAAAUUGGUGUGGUAGAAGAUAAAGAAAAUCAAGAAGAAAUCGCAUCUUUAGUAGAAUUUUAUUCCAUUAAUAGUGGAGAUAAAAAAAUCGAUCUAGAUACCUAUAUAGAAAAUAUGAAACAGGAUCAAAAAUGUAUUUAUUACAUUUCAGGAGAAAAUAAAAAAACAGCGCAAAAUUCUCCGUCUUUAGAAAAAUUAAAAGCAUUAAAUUAUGAUGUUCUUUUUUCCCUAGAACCAAUAGAUGAAUUUUGUUUGUCCUCCCUAACUGUUAAUAAAUAUAAAGGAUACGAUGUUUUGGAUGUAAACAAAGCAGACUUGAAAUUAAAAAAAGAAAAUGAUCAAAAUAAAACAGAUAGUUUAGACAAAUUAAAAAUGAAAUAUGAAAUAUUAUGUAGAUGGCUACAUAAUAAAUUUUCUCACAAAGUGCACGAAGUUCGAAUCUCAGAUAGAUUAAUUAACUCUCCUGCAUUAUUAGUUCAAGGAGAAAUGGGAAUAUCCCCAUCUAUGCAAAAAUACAUGAGGCAACAAGCAACAGCACAAGGAAUGUCAGAAAAUGAAAUGUUUGGUGGUCAAUCAGCAAAUCAACCAGUGUUGGAAAUUAAUCCAAAUCAUUACAUAAUUAAACAGUUAAAUCAUUUAAUACAAAUAGACAAAAUGAAUUCACAAAAUUCAGAAAUUGCAGAGCAAAUAUUUGAUGUUGCAUCUAUGCAAGGAGGGUAUGCCAUAGAUGACACAGGUCUUUUUGCGAAACGGGUCAUAGGAAUGAUGGAAAAAAAUGCACAAACUUAUUUAAUGAAUGUUCAAGAUAAUCUAGUCGACAUGCCAUCAAGUAGCCCCAAUGAUAAACCUGCUGAAAAUACCACAUCCACAAAUACUGAACAGGUGCCGACCUCAACACAAGCCGAGACAAAUGUUGGAGCCUCAGUCGAUAGAGGUUCUGAAGGAUUAAGUGGAGAAAACUCGAAUACAAGUAGCAUAAGCGGAUCAGGAGAAGACAAACUAAGCGCUAGUAACCUAGAUAUAUUGGGGGAAAACAAAUUAAGUGCAAGUAAUUUAGACGAAUUAGGAGGAAACGAUGGAAUUGCAAAUAACUUAAACGGAAGUAGCUUAAAUAAUAGCACAUUAAAUGGAAAUAAUAAUAUAAACAAAAUAGAUCCCAAUUUGUAUAAUAUGGAUAAAAACAUUUUAAAUGAUAAAAUGCUUGACGGUUCAGACAAGACAAUGUUGUGA